UGGCCUGUCCUACAACUACCUCACAUACCGUGUGCCGCCGGUGUCAGCAGCAAUCAAAGACCUCGACGUGGGCUUUAACUUCCUCUCAGGCUCCUUCCCGGCCAACACUGCCACGUCAUGCGGCGCCAACAGCAACUGCUUCCAGAGCGCCGCCACGUGCGCCACCAAGGGCACGGCGCAGCGCACGUCCGGGUGCAAUUUCUGCCAGGCCAGCACGGGGCAGGGCAUGCUGUGCUACGGCCGCGGCGUCUGCACCGUCAACGCCUCCGCGCCCUUUGCUGCCGGCACGCCCAAUGCUGUCGGCGCUCCCACGCUGCCCUUUACUUGCGUCAGUAAGUGCCUACUUUUGAGUCAUCUCAAAAACCGAAAAAACGCUUCCGUGUCCUUUGCUGCUGGCACGCCUAAUGCUGUCGGUACUGCCACGCUGCCCUUUACUUGCGUCAGUAAAUGCGGGGUGCUCAGAGAGACAGGCCGGGGAGGAGGGGGGAGCUGA
Closterium sp. Naga37s-1 is the source of this 493-nucleotide messenger RNA. The record is from the annotation of a GenBank genome assembly. Lineage: Eukaryota; Viridiplantae; Streptophyta; Zygnematophyceae; Desmidiales; Closteriaceae.